AUAUUUGAUUAUUUUAUUCAAUAAAUCAAUGAAUACCUUAACAUUAACAAUUGACGACAAUCAUAACAAUUUUUAAAUUAUUACAAUGGGUAUAAACAGAGAUUGAAAGUAUUUACACAAUUUAUCAGUAUAAUUAAUAAGGAACUUUAUCUUAAAUAGAUGAAGAAAAAUUAUAUUAAAAGUGGAUAAUUUUAUCAUUUUUCCAAGAUAAUGUUGUCGACUCCAAAAAGCAAGAGUGAAUUGUUCCUAGCAUCAUCUCUUCGUGAUGGAUUGGAAGAUAAUAAUAUAAGACAAGUGACAACGCUUUUAAAAAGUAAAGAGGCUGAUCCUAAUGUAUUAAUUCCUUCCUAUGGUAUUUCGCCAUUUCAUCUGGUCAUCGGUAAUCAAUCUGAAAGAUUUGCAGAAGAAGUAACCAAGUUAUUUCUUCGCUAUGGAGGAAAUCCUAAUGUAAAAGCUGUUGAUGGAAUGACUCCUGUACAUGUAGCUGCUGCAUGGGGACGAGUUAAAGUUUUAGAACUUUUAUUAGCUAAUGGUGGGGAUCCUUUAUGUGUUGAUGAUGAUGGACGUACACCAUUUCAUUAUGCAUUCGAUGGAUCUUACUAUGAUGCUAUAACAGUACUUGGAAAAUAUUGUGUUAAAAACCAAGAUGAUGAUGGAGAAGAUUAUGAUAGUGAUAACAUCAAUGAUAUAAAACCGAAAAUUGAAAUAAAACUUGAAAAAAUUUUAAUAAAUCGAGGAAAUAUAAUUGCUGAAUACGUUCCUUCUGAUCGUGAAAGAAGUAAUAAUACUUUGACGAGCGAAGAUAAAGAAAAUACAAAUUUAGACAAUACAAGAAAAUUUUUUGAAAUCGAAUAUAGGUCAAGCUCAUCUAGAUCAUCACCAGUUUCAGAAAAUAAUGCGGUUUUACUGGAUGAUAAUAUCAAAAUAAAUAGUGAUAACAUUACGAUGCGAAGACCAAGAAGAGAACCUGAAAAAAAAUCUCACGCUAUAUCUCCAAUACUAUCCGAAAGUGAUAAGUUUAACUUUGAUAGUAAAAAUCGAAAUGAAAAUGAAGAAAAAGUUUUGGUUGGAAAAAUUAUUCGAAAACUUUCAACAUCAUUCAAGAAAAUUAAUGAACGAGACCAUAUUAAAGAUAAUAUUUCAAAAGAUACUAAUAAAAAAUUUCCUAGUCUUAUUCCUCAGCCUAAAAUUUAUAAAAAUAAUUUAAAAUGUAUGAAAAAGAAGGAAACGAUACCAUCAAAGAUUUUGGAUACAUCAAUUGUUAGCAGAUCUCCUAAUUUUCAAAUAUCUAUUUCAAGACUAAAUAAACGAAAAACUCCACCCUCUUUGAACAGUAACAAAUUUACAACAUUAAAAAAUAGAAAUUUAAAAUUGAAAACUUUUAGCAGUUCUUCAUCAAGAUCAUCUUCUCCACCGGUAUUAAAAAGUGCAAGUUCUACUCCAAGAAGACGACUACAUCGAAUACAUAAUAGACCAAUUGAAAAAUCUACCCAUAAAAUUAAUCUGAAUAGUUAUAAAAUUCAAAACUUAAUUCAUCAAACGUAUAGUGAAAGUGAAUAUGAUAUACCGUAUAUUUCUCAAGAUAAAAGAAAUUAUAAAAUGACUGCUAAAAGAAUUACAAAUGUAGCAAGAAAAUUACAUGAUUCAGAUAAUGAAGAUUAUGGGCAUAAUAUGCAUUCAAUGAAUAAUAAAAAAUUAAAAAUUAAAUCAAUUCAGAUAAAUCGUCAACUUGCCAAUAAAAACUCAAAAAAACCGGAUAAUAAAUCUACUACGAAUACCAUCAUGAGGAUUCAGAAAAUAGAUUCUUCCAAUAGUCCUGUUAGUAAAACAUGUCAAAUGAUUACAGUUGAACCUGCUGAGAAAUUAAAAAUAUCUAAAACUCCGAAAAAGAAUAAAAAUAUACAACCGCAACCAAUCAAACUCAUUUCUUUGAAAACUGAAUACUGUAAAUGUCUUCUUCAAAGUCCAGGCUCGUCUAAUCCAAUAUCAAUGAAUUCUUCUUGCAAAGGUAGUUUAGAAACAGAAGAAGAAAUAAAAUUACAUGAUGAAGCCCAAGAGAUUUAUGAAACUAAGGAUCAAACUCCUCCAGCAUCAGUUUCUAAUUUUGAUAGCGAACCUUCUACAAGUUUAGAAAUUCUAAAGGAAUCUUCUAAUAGCACAGAAGAAUUUUUCGAUUGUCAAAAAGUAGAUAAUUCAAAUAACUUAAAACAAAGUACAAUUAACUUUUAUACGGAUAAACAAGAAAUUUAUACAAAAUUAAAGACUGAACGAAUUUAUGAUUCAGAUUCUGAAACUUUCCGAACUCCAAUGAGAUCUAUUAUAAGCUCUACAUUUAGUAACGAGUCCUUUGUAAGUGUUGACGAAGAAUAUACUUAUAUAGAUGCUGAAAAAAAUGUUGCUUUUUUGGAACGACGACUAAGAGUUAUUCCUAUCCUAGAAGACAUGGACAAUGUCAAGCAUGAAUCUACGUGGCUUGAUCAACUUGCUGAGUUAUCGAUUAACUCAUGUGCAAUUUCUUCUAAACAGUCCAGCAAACUUGAAACAAACAUAAUAAGUAAUAAUACUCUUCGGAAUAAAUUGAUAUCUCUAGGAGAAAUACCAGGCCCAAUAACUCAUACAACUUAUAAUGUUUACCUUAAACGUCUUCGAAAAUUACAGCAAAAAGAUUUAAAUACUGGUUUAUUGGUAGAAAACUCUUAUAAUGAAACUAGAAUUUGUAAAAUACCAACUACUGUACUAAAGACUGAUUGGAUGAGUGAUAUAACAUAUUAUCAAAAUUUAGAAGAUCAAGUGUUCAGUGAAUACGAAAAACCAAACUCUUCUAAAAAGUAUCGUGGUGGUCUAGGAAAAAUAUCGUUUAAUUAUCUACUUUUGGAUCCAAGAAUAACCAAGGAUUUACCUCGUAGUGGGCGUAAUUUAAGUUUGAAUGAUCGUUGGAAAAGGUUUCUUGAAGCUAUAUUUUACGUAGGAAAAGGUAAAGCUACGAGACCUGCAGCACAUCUCUAUGAUGCAUUUGAUAUAUGGACAGGAAAAAAACAAAUUGAUGAACCGAGUGAAAAAAUUCAAAGAAUCAUUAGUAUAUGGCAUGAAGGAAGAGGUGUCGUGUGUCUCCAUGUUUUUAUGAAUACUAUGCAAGAAGAAGCAUUCACUCGGGAAGCUGCAAUGAUUGAUGCAUUGGGAACAAAUCAUUUAAGCAAUUGUAGCCGAGGAAAUUACUACGGAAUUCUUUCAACAAUGGAUACUCAAGAAAAACGACAUCUUGGAAAAUAUCUCCUUUACAAAGCUAUGGAAAUAUUUAUGUUUGAAGGCGAAAGACAAUUAUUUCCUAGGAGUAUCUUUUAGAUUAGUAAAAGAUUAUUAUGAUAAAAAUGGUGACAAAGUGCAAUGAGCUAUGAUAAUAAUUCGAAUACUUGUACAGCUUUCUUAAAUAUCUAUAGUCGAAAGUUUAUUAUAAAUGGAACCAAGAUAUUAAAUAUUUUGCUGUAUCAAAACUGAUAAAAAAGGUCAUAAAUUUUCUUUUCUUUUGUUUCUUCCGCGUACUUCUUAUCCAAACAAAAAAAA
Molecule: messenger RNA, 3561 nt
Organism: Chelonus insularis
Lineage: Eukaryota; Metazoa; Arthropoda; Insecta; Hymenoptera; Braconidae
Exons: 4
Coding region: 211-3342 (1043 amino acids)
Biological process (GO): double-strand break repair via homologous recombination; resolution of meiotic recombination intermediates
Cellular component (GO): nucleoplasm; cytoplasm
Molecular function (GO): DNA endonuclease activity; protein binding
Source: RefSeq, a predicted model, not a curated record